Nymphaea colorata (pocket water lily) is the source of this 2615-nucleotide messenger RNA. RefSeq names its product dnaJ protein ERDJ2-like. Bases 345 to 2381 code for a protein of 678 amino acids. Gene Ontology annotation, molecular function: RNA binding; transmembrane protein transporter activity. The record is from RefSeq and is a predicted model, not a curated record. NCBI's taxonomy places the organism in Eukaryota, Viridiplantae, Streptophyta, Magnoliopsida, Nymphaeales, Nymphaeaceae. Gene Ontology annotation, cellular component: Sec62/Sec63 complex. The transcript has 12 exons. Gene Ontology annotation, biological process: post-translational protein targeting to endoplasmic reticulum membrane; SRP-dependent cotranslational protein targeting to membrane.
CGAAGGAACGGGCGUCGCCGUUGCCCAUCGCAGCUACAAAAUGAACUGGUGCGGACGCGUCUCCGCUCUUGGGCUGUCGGGGCAGACGUGCGCGGGCAGAAGCUUACCGCGAGCGAGUGCUCUCGUCUCCCCUUUCCUCGAUCCCUUUUAUUGUUCAGAUUGAGAGUUUUAUCGUUCCUUCAGUCCCAUUGUCUGAAGCAGGUUGAUCAGUGGACAAGCUCAUUCCAAGGGUUGAGUCCUACUGCCUUGCGUGUGGCGUUGAAGAGGAUUCACGUCAGAAUUUUGCAGUAUCCGGGAGGCAACUGUAGGCACAACAGGGCAUUUAACCAGCACGUGGUCCAACCAUGGGAGAACCAGAUGAAAACAGCUUUCUUUUCCCUAUCUUUGUUCUAGCAAUCAUGGCUCUAUUCUUGGUUCCCUAUACAAUACAUAGGAUCUCUCAGGCUCUCUCUAAGAAGGCAAAAAACAUAUGUUGCCAGUGUUCCAUAUGUCUGCAUUCUGGGAAGUACCGAAAGUCCAUAUUUAAGAGGAUGUCAAAUUUCUUUACGUGUAGCAAUCUGACUGUCAUCCUGCUCUGGGUUUUUAUGGCAGUCCUUGCCUACUAUGUCAAGAAUAUUACUCGUGAGAUUCAACCCUUUGAGCCAUUUGAGAUUCUUGGAUUGAAGCCUGGAAGUACAGAUUCUGAGAUAAAGAAGGCAUACAGGAAACUCUCUAUUCAGUAUCAUCCUGACAAAAAUCCAGAUCCAGAGGCUCACAAGUAUUUUGUUGAGUACAUAUCCAAGGCAUAUCAAGCACUGACUGAUCCAGUGUCUCGAGAAAACUUUGAAAAAUAUGGUCACCCAGACGGCAGACAGGGCUUUCAAAUGGGAAUAGCACUGCCUCAGUUCUUAUUAAGUAAGGAUGGCACAUCAAGUGGAGUACUCUUGCUUGGGAUCGUUGGGAUAUGUAUUCUGUUGCCUUUGGUUCUAGCUGUUAUAUAUCUUUCAAGAUCUUCCAAGUACACUGGGAACCGUGUCAUGCACGAAACCUUAUAUGCUUACUACAACUCAAUGAAGCCUUCUUUAGCACCAAGUAAGGUAAUGGAGGUCUUUAUUAAGGCAGCAGAAUACAUGGAAUUGCCAGUUCGCAGGAGUGACAUGGAAUCCCUUGAAAAGCUGUUUACAGUUGUCCGUACUGAGUUGGGUUUAGACACUAAGAACAUGCGGCAAGAGCAGGCUAAAUUUUGGAAGAGGAAUCCAGCUGCAGUAAAGGCAGAACUACUGAUUCUCGCACAGUUAACUCGUGAAUCAGCUUCUGUUCCACUAGAUCUAACAGGUGAUUUCAAGCAUGUGAUUGAGCUUGCACCUCACCUUCUUGAAGAACUACUGAAGAUGGCUAUUGUAAGGCGCAGUCCUGCUGGGCAUGGAUGGCUUAGGCCUGCAAUUGGAGUACUCGAACUGUCUCAAAGUAUAGUUCAGGCAGUUCCUCUUAGUGCAAGAAAAGCUGCCGGAGGAUUUUCUGAAGGCAACGCUCCUUUUCUGCAGCUUCCACAUUUCAGUGAAUCAGUCAUAAAAAAAAUUAGUCGAAAAAAGGUGCGAUCGUUCCAGGAGCUGAAAGAGAUGGCACCAGAGGAGCGUUCUGUGCUUUUGACUGAUAUUGGCAAUUUAUCUGGUGAAGAGGCCAGGGAUGUGGAGGCUGUUCUUGACAUGAUGCCGUCCUUAAAAAUUGAUGUCAACUGUGUGACAGAGGGUGAAGAAGGUGGCAUACAAGAAGGUGAUGUUGUCACUAUGCAAGCUUGGAUCUCCCUGAAAAGAACAAAUGGCCUCACUGCUGCACUCCCCCACUGUCCAUACUUCCCAUUUCACAAGGAUGAGAACUACUGGUUUAUCCUUGCUGAUUCUGCAUCAAACGACCUCUGGGUUUCCCAGAGAGUGAGUUUUAUGGAAGAGGCAGCUGCUAUAGCCACUGCAUCGAAUGCUAUAGAGGAGUCAAAGGAGGGAUCAGGCACAAACAGUGAGGAAAUACGCUUGGCUGUACAUGAAGCAGUUGAGAAAGUGAAAAAUGGUUCAAGGUUCGUGAUCAGUCAGUUUGAGGCACCUGCUGCAGGAACUUACAACCUGACUGCAUAUUGCAUAUGUGAUUCAUGGAUUGGAUGCGACACAAGAACAAGUUUUAAGUUAAAGGUUGCGAAACAAAAGCAUGCACUUGCUAAAGGUGGUGCGAUGGCUGAAGAGGGUCUUGCCGUUGAAGAUGGUGUUGAGGAUGAAGAAGAAACAGAUGAAGGAGAUGACAAUUACGAAAGUGAAUACAGUGAUGACGGUGAGGACAAAACCAAGAAAGGACAUGGCAAGCAACAGGAUAGCAACACGCACAGUGACAGCGAUUCUAGCUCGGAGAGUUGAGGAACUGCAGAUAGUGGUUAGCCAUAUAGCGUUCUUAUCUCCUUUCUUGCUUCUUUUAUUGUUUUUGUGAUUUUGUAUCUUUUUUCUUGAAAAGUUUUUUAAUCUUUUUUUUCUCAAUUUUCAUAAAUGUAACCGUAACAGCGGAAAUUUGAAAUGCAUCAUAAAUUGGAUCGUAGAACAUGAUGCAUGCUUAUUGGAACGUUCAACGCUAGAAUUGGGGACUUUGUUAUGCUA